Penicillium expansum is the source of this 600-nucleotide messenger RNA. RefSeq lists its product as uncharacterized. The coding region runs from base 1 to 600 and encodes 199 amino acids. The transcript has 3 exons. The record is from RefSeq and is a predicted model, not a curated record. Lineage: Eukaryota; Fungi; Ascomycota; Eurotiomycetes; Eurotiales; Aspergillaceae.
AUGAGGACCGAGUAUCGGUUGGAAAUCAUUCGCCUUUUUCGAUUCCAGAGAGAGCACAUUUGGAACCUCAGACAAGCGGGACCAGGGUUAGUGGCAACAUUCCCACUCAACCGAAAAACCACGGUGCAAGCCCACUUCCGCUGCCGCCAUCAGGACCUUAUCAGGGGCCGAGGCCCUCAUCUAACCAGUACCGCGGUCCCCCGCAUGUUUCUUUACUAUCAGCGCCGACUCGUCCUCGCCGCGGACCUGGCCCACGUGAAGCUUGGACGGGGUCUCCGCCGGUCCUCGCGCUUCUUUUUCAUCCCCCGCACCAGGUGGCAGUUACCGACAUUCGACUACCCGGCAACCCAGCACACCAUCUGUCGGAGUCUUCCGUCACUUCUAGACCCUGCUGUGGAGAAGCGGUUGGCUCAGCUUGAUGUCGACAAAGAAAAACUUCUUGAGCAGAUCGCAGAGACGCAGAGGUCUAAGCGAGCGGAACUUCGAGAUUGGGAUCGACUGGAUCGCGAAAGCUCAAUCUGCGCCCUGAAGAGCGAGCUAGCUGAAGGCCAUCUCCAGCGAAUGGCCGAUGAGAGUAUUGGGGGCGGAAACUUGUUCUAG